GCGUCUUGAGGUCUUGGCCGAAGAGGUAACCACUGCAGCCAGUCUGUCGGAAGAAUGGGGCUCCGGAUGGCGGGGCACCAAUUUCCUAGUGGAGGUCGAACAAACCGCCCCCAUCUCACCGCCCUCCUCGUCUUCGGCGUCCUCGAAUGGCAGCGAGGAUUAUAUCGGGGAGCUGGGGAGCCAGGAGGUCGACGAGGGACUCACAACAGGUGCCACAACGGGUGCCUCCAAUGCCACCGUCGUGGAGACAGGACCCAAGAUCAUUGUGCGCACCGAGGAGGUGCUGAUUGUGGGCUUGGUCCUCGUACUCUGGGUGGGCGCCAUUAUGCUCUUCUUCAAUCGCUGGGGCAAGAUCCGGAUGCUGGAGCCGUAUCAGCCCAAGUUCCAGCAGCAGCACCGCAGCUCCUGUCCGCUGGUCGACUUGGAUGCGGUCACCACGCAUCAGCGCUCCUCCGUGUCGCGAAUGUCGAUGGGCAUGGUGCACAAUCUCAAUAUGCCGACGUGUCAAUUUGCGGCCUAUAAUCCCAACAUUUAUGCCAAGGGCUACGCCUCGCAUGUUUCGGCGUCGCGUCCCCGCCAGAACUCGGUGUUUGUGGGGGCCAGUACUAGUCACUAUCUGAUGCCGAGGCCUCCGAGGAAGACUCGUUCGGCGAUGGACCUGCACUCCAUGGUUCUCGAUGAGAGUGCCGAGCAGGUGUAGGUUUCCCAGGGGAAGGAAUCUCAAGGAUCCAAGUCUGGAUCUAAGUCUAAGUUAUUGGGGUGUGAGUGCGAGUGCUUUCUCCACCUUUCUUCUGGUGUUUGCGAAUGAAAUCUGCUAGGAAUGUCAGAUGGAUCUCAGAAAAACAGAUAAACUAUUUGAGAUACCAGAAGAAAUGGGAUAGAGUGCUCAGUUUUUUUUGUAUUCGGGUGCCUGCAAUUAAGGGAGCAAGGAAGAAAGGUAGCACUGUCCAAUAUUUGCAACUUGAUAUAUAUAUAUAUGUAUGUUAUACGAGGUGUGUUCAAAAAGUAAGGUGACUUUUCAA
Drosophila eugracilis is the source of this 1022-nucleotide messenger RNA. RefSeq lists its product as uncharacterized. The transcript has 5 exons. The record is from RefSeq and is a predicted model, not a curated record. The coding region runs from base 326 to 700 and encodes 124 amino acids. NCBI's taxonomy places the organism in Eukaryota, Metazoa, Arthropoda, Insecta, Diptera, Drosophilidae.